This is a messenger RNA of Belonocnema kinseyi, 2708 nucleotides long. It is a transcript of the gene Xpd, whose product is annotated as general transcription and DNA repair factor IIH helicase subunit XPD. NCBI's taxonomy places the organism in Eukaryota, Metazoa, Arthropoda, Insecta, Hymenoptera, Cynipidae. Gene Ontology annotation, molecular function: ATP binding; damaged DNA binding; DNA helicase activity. Bases 114 to 2393 code for a protein of 759 amino acids. Gene Ontology annotation, cellular component: nucleus. Gene Ontology annotation, biological process: transcription by RNA polymerase II; positive regulation of mitotic recombination; nucleotide-excision repair. The record is from RefSeq and is a predicted model, not a curated record. The transcript is spliced from 12 exons.
UAACCCCAAAAGUUUAAAAACUGCCAAACAUUUUGGAGAAACGUGCUUUGCCCGGUUCUAAAAUACCGGUGCUUUUUUAAUUUGCAGAAGUUUUGCAAUUUUAAUGCGAAAAUAUGAAGAUCAGUGUUGAUGGCUUGAUUGUAUAUUUUCCUUACGAUUAUAUUUAUCCCGAACAAUAUGCGUAUAUGCUGGAGCUUAAACGAGGCCUGGAUGCAAAAGGUCAUUGCCUUUUGGAAAUGCCGUCCGGAACGGGAAAAACUAUAACUUUAUUAUCGUUGAUUGUGGCCUACAUGUCGGAAUAUCCUCACAGUGUUACAAAAUUAAUUUAUUGUUCUCGGACGAUGCCAGAAAUAGAAAAGGUUAUAGAGGAGUUGAAGACACUGAUAGAGUAUUAUGAAAAAGAAACUAAAAGUAAACAGAAAAUCUUGGCCCUGGUAUUGAGUUCCAGAAAAAAUCUUUGCAUUCAUCCAGAGGUGAGCAGAGAAAGGGACGGAAAAAUUGUAGAUAGUCGUUGUCAUGCUUUAACAGCUUCUUACGUCCGAGAAAGGCAUAAUUUUGAUGACACAGUGCCUGUUUGCAACUUCUACGAAGGUUUUGAUUUGGAGGGUCGUGAAUUGUUAAUGCCACCCGGAAUUUAUUCCCUUGAUGACUUGAAAGAUUAUGGCAGAGACCGAAAUUGGUGCCCUUAUUUUCUAGCGAGAUUUACGAUUGUACAUGCCCAAAUUGUUGUAUACAGUUACCAUUAUUUACUGGAUCCCAAAAUCGCCGAACAUGUUUCGAAAGAACUGGCUAAAAACUCUGUUGUCGUUUUCGACGAGGCUCACAAUAUCGAUAAUGUUUGUAUUGACUCGAUGAGUGUAAAAAUAAACAGGAGGCUUAUGGAGAAAAGUUCGUCGAAUAUUCAGGUUUUGGAGAAAACAGUAGCCGAAAUGAGAGAAGACGAUGUAAAUAAAUUACAAGAAGAAUAUAAUCGUCUAGUCGAAGGAUUAAAAGAUGCGCAUGAAGCAAGAGAAACGGACAUGAUCUUGGCAAAUCCUGUCCUACCCAAUGAAGUUCUAGAAGAAGUCGUUCCUGGAAACAUAAGGAGUGCAGAGCACUUUGUAAGUUUCCUGAAACGUUUUGUGGAAUACUUGAAAACACGUCUGCGAGUUCAGCACGUAGUGCAAGAAUCUCCAGCUUCGUUUUUGAGGGACAUACAGAACAAAGUAUGUAUUGAACGCAAACCGCUAAGAUUUUGCGCUGAGCGAUUGUCAUCAUUAUUGAGAACUAUGGAAAUCUCAGACAUGACAGACUUUUCGCCACUGAUAUUAGUCACGCAUCUUGCAACUCUGGUCGCAACUUACACGAAGGGUUUCACGAUAAUCGUGGAACCGUUUGAUGACAAAACGCCAACAGUUUUAAACCCCGUGUUGCAUUUCAGUUGUCUAGAUUGUUCCAUAGCUAUGAAGCCAAUCUUUGAUAGAUUUCAGUCAGUGGUUAUAACCUCGGGAACGCUUUCUCCACUGGACAUGUAUCCGAAAAUUCUCAACUUUCAUCCUGUUAUUAUGUCAUCCUUUACCAUGACAUUGGCGAGACCCUGUCUUCUACCAAUGAUCGUGUCGAAAGGUCAAGACCAAGCAGUAAUUUCCUCAAAGUACGAAACUCGAGAGGAUGUAUCAGUGAUAAGAAAUUAUGGACAACUGUUAGUAGAAUUUGCUGCAAUCGUACCCGAUGGAAUGGUCUGCUUCUUCACUUCAUACUUAUAUAUGGAGUCUGUGGUUGCUGCGUGGUAUGAUCAAGGAAUGGUGGAUCAGCUUCAAAGACACAAACUGCUAUUUAUCGAAACCCAAGAUUCAGCAGAGACAAGUUUGGCGUUAAUAAAUUACAUAAAAGCUUGCGAGAAUGGAAGAGGAGCGGUUUUACUUUCAGUCGCACGUGGAAAAGUUUCCGAGGGUGUUGAUUUCGAUCAUCACCUGGGAAGAGCUGUUCUCAUGUUUGGCAUACCUUACGUCUACACCCAGUCGCGAAUUUUAAAAGCUAGGCUGCAGUAUCUUCGGGAUCAGUUUCAAAUUGCGGAAAACGAUUUUCUGACAUUUGAUGCUAUGAGACAUGCAGCUCAAUGUGUAGGACGUGCUAUUCGAGGAAAGACUGAUUACGGCAUUAUGGUUUUCGCAGAUAAGAGAUUUUCAAGGGCUGAUAAGCGAAGCAAGCUCCCUAAAUGGAUUCAGGAACAUCUCACAGAUAAUCUCUGCGAUUUAUCGACACAAGAGGCGAUUCAAAUAAGCAAAAGAUGGUUGCGGCAAAUGGCUCAACCUUUCACGAGAGAAGAUCAGUUGGGACUUUCGCUUCUAACCCGGGAGCAACUCGAAAAGGAAGAAACGAGUAAAAUAGAAAAAAAGGCCCAGCAAAACUGAUAAAAAAUCUAAACGGUCCAAUAAACAAAACUGUGACUGAUAGUCAUGUCUUUCAAAGAUGACAGGUAUAAAAUUUUGAGACCAGGUUAAGCAGUUUAUGAAAAAGUAAAAAUUAAUUUAUUUCACUGGUAAUAAUAUAAUACAGAUUAUUAUAAGCGCUGAAUUAUAAAAAAAGUAUUGUACAAGAAUUUAGCAGGAAACAUUUCGUACUAUUGUGACUCGUGAAUACGUGGUGCUCUAAUAUUGUAUAUAAUCGCGUUUUAUAUCUAUUUGUUAUUUACAAAGCAAACACGUAACUAAAAUAUAUUAUAAUUU